Molecule: messenger RNA, 1415 nt
Organism: Trichoderma virens Gv29-8
Lineage: Eukaryota; Fungi; Ascomycota; Sordariomycetes; Hypocreales; Hypocreaceae
Exons: 4
Coding region: 59-1105 (348 amino acids)
Biological process (GO): purine ribonucleoside salvage
Cellular component (GO): nucleus; cytosol
Molecular function (GO): adenosine kinase activity
Source: RefSeq, a predicted model, not a curated record
CCCAUUUCUCUUCCUCCUGUAAACUUCUAGUAAAGAAGACACAACGUCAAUCAUCACAAUGGCUCCUGUCAAGGAAUACGCUCUCGUCUGCCUGGAGAACCCUCUCCUCGACAUCCAGGCUGUCGGUGACCAGGCUCUGCUCGACAAGUACAGCCUCAAGGCCAACGACGCCAUCCUCGCCGAGGACAAGCACAAACCCAUCUACGAGGACCUCCUCAACAACUUUGACGCAAAGCUCAUUGCCGGCGGCGCUGCCCAAAACACCGCCCGCGGCGCCCAGUACAUCCUGCCCCCCAACAGCGUCGUCUACUUUGGUUGUGUCGGCGACGACAAGUACGCCGCCAUCCUGCGCGAUGCCGUCAAGGCCGCCGGCCUGCGUGUUGAGUACCGCGUUGAUCCCACUCACCCCACCGGCCGAUGCGGUGUUGUCAUCACCGGCCACAACCGCAGUCUCUGCACUGACCUCGGUGCUUCCGACCACUACGGCCUGGACCACCUGAAGAAGCCCGAGAUCUGGGCCCUGGUUGAGAAUGCCGAGGUCUUUUACGUUGGAGGCUACCACUUCACCGUUUCCCCUCCCGCCAUCAUGGAGCUCGCCAAGGAGGCCGCCGCGAAGAACAAGCCCCUCAUCGUGUCUCUCGCUGCUCCCUUCAUCCCCCAGUUCUUCAAGGAGGUUGUCGACGCCAGCGCCCCCUACUGGGACUACGUCAUUGGCAACGAGGCUGAGGCUGCUGCUUAUGCCGAGGCUCACAACCUUCCUUCCAAGGAGCCCAAGGAUGUUGUCAAGGUUCUGGCCAACCUGCCCAAGGAGAACACCCAGCGAAAGCGUGUUGCCAUCAUCACCCAGGGUACCGAGCCCACCUUGGUCGCCAUCCAGGGCGAGGAGGAGGUCAAGGUCUUCCCCGUCCGCCCCAUCGACCCUGCUCUGAUCAACGAUACCAACGGUGCUGGUGAUGCCUUUGCUGGUGGUCUGGUCGCUGGUAUUGUCCAGGGCGAGUCACUGGAGGCUUCCAUUGACAAGGGUCAGUGGCUUGCUAAGCUGAGCAUCCAGGAGCUUGGUCCUUCUUACCCCUUCCCCAAGCAGGUCUACUCUGCAUCAUCUUAAAGUGCCUUAAAUAGCGCAUUGCUCUUGUCGAUCCAUUCCCACGGUAGGGAUGGAGAGGAAUUGGCGUUGAGGGAUUAAAACGGGAGAAAAGGUUUCAACAACGGCGUUUUGCAUCAAUAGGGUAGAGAGUCCAGAAGCAGUGGCUCCCUUUGCAUAGCGAUUUGGUAUCCUCCACGAUACAUAAUCAGUCUUUGUCUUUUUUUUUCGAUGCUUUUCAAUCAGUUUAUGAUAAAUGAUAGACCAGAUUUACCACCCAUAAAUUAUUCUUAUAUCUGGCUUGAAAUUGCAACUGCAUAUUUUUUGGUUUCUC